This is a messenger RNA of Lactuca sativa (garden lettuce), 1512 nucleotides long. Its product is annotated as nudix hydrolase 19, chloroplastic. NCBI's taxonomy places the organism in Eukaryota, Viridiplantae, Streptophyta, Magnoliopsida, Asterales, Asteraceae. Gene Ontology annotation, cellular component: peroxisome; cytosol. Gene Ontology annotation, biological process: NADP+ catabolic process; NAD+ catabolic process. The record is from RefSeq and is a predicted model, not a curated record. Gene Ontology annotation, molecular function: metal ion binding; NADH pyrophosphatase activity.
CGGACACAAUUACUUCAAACACCCUUCAAGAUUUUUCGCAAAGAAAAAAGCUUAUGGAAAGAGACAUAUGAUAGAAGCAUGCGUUAUCUCUCUAAAUCUAUCUUCUCUGUAAAAUCUCUGAUUUCAAGAAAACCCUACUUCUCCACCAUGUCAAUAAACCUCAAAGCUCCAGUCUUUGCUGGAAACCCGAUAAGAUCCAAAACCCCCAAACCAACCGACCCAUUUUCACCCACAUCAGCCUUUCAAACCCUAAAGACUCUUCUUUCAGGACAAACCCAUAUCCAAGAACCAUCUUCCCCUAAAUUCAAAGUCCUCCCUUUCAGAAAGGGUCGACCUUUAGCCGGAUCAACCGGCGAUUCGAUCAAAAAAUGGCAUCUGGGGUGGUUAAAUUUUGUCGAUUUCAAGUUUGUUUUAGAAGAUAGCGGCCUGAAAUUGAGCGAUGAUUUGUUGGUGUAUUUAGGUUACGAUAGUAAAGAAGAAAAAGAACACGAUAGUGUCGUCUAUUGGGCGAUUGAUGUUUCCGAAUCGAUUAGUUUGGUGGAGAAAUUGGGGAAUCGACAGUUUUGCUUCGUGGAAUUGAGAACAUUAAUGGUGGCUACCGAUUGGGCAGAUGAUUCCGCCAUGGGCGAGCUUGCUAUAGCUGGUCACGCAAGAGCAUUACUGGAAUGGCAUAAUACAUCUCGUUUUUGUGGAUCUUGUGGAGAAACAUUGGUUCCCGCUGAAGCUGGAAGAAGACGACAAUGUAAAAAAGAUUCUUGCAAUAAAAAAAUUUACCCUCGAGUUGAUCCGGUUGUAAUUAUGUUGGUGAUCGAUAAAGAGAAUGAUCGAGCAUUGCUUAGUAAACAAUCAAGAUUUGUGCCUAGAAUGUGGAGUUGCCUUGCUGGCUUUCUAGAGCCAGGAGAAAGCUUGGAAGAAGCUGUGAGAAGAGAAACAUGGGAGGAAUCGGGUAUUAAAGUUGGUGAAGUAAUCUAUCAUAGUUCUCAACCAUGGCCAGUUGGACCUAGUAGCAUGCCAUGCCAAUUAAUGAUUGGUUUUUUUGCAUACGCGACAUCACUUGAAAUAAACGUGGACAAGAGUGAAUUAGAAGAUGCGAAAUGGCAUAGUAGAGAAGAAGUGAAGAAAGCUUUAACAUUCACUGAAUAUAAAAAGGCACAAAAAACAUCAGCAUAUAAAGUGGAUCAAAUGUGUAAAGGGGUUGUAAAAGGUCAAAAUGUUGCGUCUGAUUUUAAUGUAGAAAGUGGUGAACUUGCAUCCAUGUUUGUUCCUGGACCUUUUGCAAUUGCGCAUCAUUUAAUUUCUUCGUGGGCCCACCAGGAACAGGUUUGAUCUUUGAAUUCUUCCAAGUGAUGAUGCUGAAAUGGAGUUUGUUUCAGAAAAAGAUCAUUACUUUAUGUUGAUUUCUGUUGUAUAUUUAUGUAAGAAUUGGAUUCUUGAUAAAUUAUAGAGAUGUCUUGAUAAUCUUGAAUUUUUGUCUUGAAAACAAGAAAAGGGGAAAUAUUUAUCAUGGGUUAA